UUUGACCGAGUGACAUUAUUAUGACAUUUAUUCUGGCGAUUUACAGAUACGGACGGGUCUAAACCGUUCCGUGAUUUCCAAGUGCGUUGUAGUGUAAUACCGCCAAAUAAAAGUGUAACUGUGCUUGUAAAAUAUUAAUAUAUUAUUAAAAAAUGGUGUCGUCAAGUGUGAUGUACGCGGCGGUGCCAAUCUCCGUGCUAGUGGCUAUAGGUUUGAUUCGUAAGUGGAGGGCUCGUAACUGGGCUAAAUGUGUCAGUAAUACAUGUUUGAGAGGGAAAACCUUCUUGAUUACGGGGGCAAACAGUGGGAUAGGGUUGGAGACGGCUAAGGCCCUGGCGAAGAGGAAGGGCCGCGUAAUAUUCGCCUGCAGAGACAUCGGCAAAGCGAAGGAGGCGAUCGCUAAGAUCCGGAAGGAGCAGCCAAAUGGAGGGGAAAUGAUCCCCAUGCAGCUAGAUCUAGCAUCAUUUGAAUCUAUAGAAAACUUCGUGGAAGUCAUGAAGGCUGGCUUCCACAAGAUCGACGUUCUUAUCAAUAACGCCGGUGUCGUGGUGCCGCUGAAAGAAGACCAGAAAACCAAAGAAGGCUUUGAGAUACACUUCGGUGUCAACCAUUUGGGGCAUUUCUAUCUUACCAACCUACUAAUGGAACAUUUAAAGAGAGCAACUCCUAGCAGAAUAGUGGUUCUAUCAUCGACACUACACGAGCGUGGGAAUAUCGACUUUGAUGACUUGAACUUAAGGAAGCAAAUCGAACAGGCGAAGAAGUCUGGUACCAGCCCCCGCCAUAACCCAGGGUAUUCCAAUUCGAAGCUCAUGAAUGCGUACUUCGCGAGGGCUUUGGCUUCCAACCUGAGGAACAGUGGCGUUGACGUCAACUUAUGCUGCCCUGGUUUCUGUGCUACUAAUUUGUUCAGGCAUUCAGUAAAAUGGUACCACUAUAUUCUAAUGGCGCCUAUUAUGUUAUUCUUCAUGAAGACUGCCAAACAAGGCUCCGAAACAGUGGUAUUCUUAGCAACGGACCACACAGUCGAAGGGAAGACCGGCAAAUUCUACCGGAACUGUGAGGAGUACUUAUCUAAGUACCCGUUCGACAAAGAUGUUGAGACGAAGCUGUGGAACGUCAGUGAGGAGCUGGUGAAGGCCAGGAAACCUCUAUGAGAGGUCUGUUGUACUAAUAAGUAUAGUGCCAUUGUUGGUGUUAAUUAGUUAUGUUCGUAUCUGCCUGCGUCUCUUGGUUAGUCUAGUUUUUUUCAUUUAGAUAAUGUAAGUAAGGAUUUUCUGAAAACUUGUCUUUUUUAACAUGUCGGUGAAGGUAGGUGUUAUGUGUCCAUUUGCUUAUCACAAAUAGUUGCAUAUCGGACGACAGUAAAAAACCUGUCGUCUUGUGUCAUACUGUAUUUGUCGUAUGGUAUGUGGAGAUAUUUUAAAACGUCACUUAUAAAAGUUGUGACACUUUCAGUCACUUGGUGUCGUGUCGUUUACCAAUACGGCAGUCAAUCUUGUAGUCAAAUAUGUAUAUGAAAAAUCUAUACCCUUGUUAUAUUCUAAACAACUGUUUGACAUGUUUAUAUAUGUCGCACAAAUUGAUUUUGUCACCCAACCGGUUCAUUUUAUGUAGCGUAUUUGUAACUAAUUAAAAUUUCAAAUAAAAAUUGCUGUAUAAGGUAUAUCAAUAUAAUAAUAUCUGGAUAUUAUACCUAAGUACCUCUUUCGUUUGAGAUAACUCUGCCACGGGUUAUCAAUUGCAUUAUACCCUGAUAACGUUAAUUAUAUAUUAAAAUGACAAUGUAAUAAGAAAAUUCCUGUUUACAUUUAUAAACUAUUUAAGUUUGACUAAAAGAUGCUUAAAUAUAGUUUGGGUUUUGUAUAUUAGUGUAAAAAGAAAUGUUAUUUCUCUUUUUAAUAAAUUUAUUUAUAAUAUACUCUUGUUUUUUGACCAUGGGGUUAAAUUGAUAUUAGGUAAAUGUUUCUGUAUUUAAGUACUCAUGAAUAUGUAAUUUUUAUGGUAAAGUCUGUGUAAUUAGGUAUGUAAUAAAUAACAGUCAUUACCUAUAAACUGGUAAAUACGUCUGUACUCUAGUAAAAAAGUCUUCUGUAUUUAAAUAGGUAUAAAUCUUCAAUCUUGCGCGCGUCGCGAUCUUUAUUUGUGUAAGUGACCAAUCUGAGCGCACAAUCUUCAAGCCCACCUCCGUGUCUUAGACUUAUUUAACUGUGGAUGUGAAAGAGAGAUGUCGCUCCUCACUGUAUAUUGCGCGGGGUGGUAUUUUGAAGGGUACUGACCCUUCAAAAUGAAAAGUUUUUAUUUCAUAUAGGCCGUUUUCCAGACAGUUUCAAAACGUUACAAUAAUGCACGGUUCCAAAGUGCCAUUCUUAUGGAGAAGAACAGGCAAGAAACUCCACAUCCAAUGUCACAUUACUGUAAGUCGUGGUCGUAGACACUAAUGAGUAGGUAUGAGUAUGGGAUAAACGCCACACGCUAGUAGAUUGCAAAUUCAUUUCGUAACAAUAUGUAAUAUUUAUAUUUUAAAUUAAUUAAGGUUAAGUAUCCAAGUGUUAAUCCUCCACUACUUGCAACCUUGAGACGCAGGCAUGAGUGUAGCCAAAGUUAUAUUUAUGUUGUCAAUAAGAUGUCUACAUACGAGUCCAUAAGUCGUAUGAGUAAUAGCGCAAAUUUUUUAUCUGUGUUUUUUAUGUCUUGUCACAAUAACCGUCUUACAAAAGCUGUAUAAAUGAUGAUAAAAAGUAUAAAUGUCUUAAGUGACAUUAUGAUAUUGGACACGUAUCUUAACUUUCUGAUCAAUAGAAAUAAUAAAUAUAAAGUCCUUUUAAGUUCAGGUAGUUAUUGAUAAGACGGUAUAGUAAUUGUAGGUACCUAAGGGUAACAAUGACGCAGAAUUUCCUUUCACCGUUUCUUGAAAGUUUGAUGUUUUGACACAAAAGAAAAAAUGCGUACUUAUCCGAUAUCUACCUGACGGAUGUUAAAACAGAUUGUCAACUACCGCAUCAAUCCUUUUGUAAUUGUGCUUUCUAUGAUGUUCUGCCAACAUAAAACGUUUGACGUUUGAAUGAGGAAGAGAGAUGGUACUAUACACUCUGUACAGUUCCAUCUUUCUUACUCAGAGUGACGUUUUUUACGUCAUGGCACUAUAAACUCAGCCAGUUUCUUUGCGUGGUAAUAGUUCUUUGAAAAAGUCAUAUUGAAUACUCAGUUUUUUUUUAAAUUUUUUUGGCGGUAUUGGUUUUUAAUGGCGGCGGUUGUAAUUAAAUAUAGUUUGAACGGUAUUCGGUACUGUAAUGCAUAAUAUAGUUUUAGUGCUGUAUAUACUGAAGUUCCUUGGUCAUCAGCUAAGACAUUGUUAGUUGUAUCUGCGUAGGUUAGUCCCAAAUAAAUAUUUGUAUAUUAUUUAAUACAUUUUAAAAUGGG
Molecule: messenger RNA, 3423 nt
Organism: Trichoplusia ni (cabbage looper)
Lineage: Eukaryota; Metazoa; Arthropoda; Insecta; Lepidoptera; Noctuidae
Product: retinol dehydrogenase 14-like
Exons: 5
Coding region: 153-1157 (334 amino acids)
Source: RefSeq, a predicted model, not a curated record